Molecule: messenger RNA, 1278 nt
Organism: Maylandia zebra (zebra mbuna)
Lineage: Eukaryota; Metazoa; Chordata; Actinopteri; Cichliformes; Cichlidae
Gene: ap4s1
Product: adaptor related protein complex 4 subunit sigma 1
Biological process (GO): protein transport
Source: RefSeq, a predicted model, not a curated record
AAUUAUGUAUUAUGCAUCUUUCAAAGAAGAAAAAUGCAAACGUUAAUGGGAUUUUCUUUUGGAUUGUUUGCGUGGAAUAAUUACUCCCUCAAAUGUCUUAAAGCUUAUAUUACGAGCAUGUUUUGAAAGUAUAAGUAGAAAGUACUUGCGUUCAAAUGUAGGGAAUAACUGUUACCCUGGAAUGCACCUGUCUACGCAUGCGUACCAAAUGCUAUGGCUGUAUAUUGUUGAAUGUCCUCUUUCGCUGGUAUUUAUUUACCCUUACAGUACUUUACAGUAAUCUUACUUUAAUCCUGUAAACCGACAGCAUUGUGUUUAAAAUAACAUUAGAUUGGGGCAAAAACUCGUUAACAGAAGUUCCCGUUUUAGCCCGUUUGAUGGAGUUAAUGUAGCAACUGGCACAAGCUAACAGCUGGCGCCAGCAACCGAUCGGAUAAUGAUCAAGUUCGUGCUAAUGGUGAACCGACAGGGUCAGACCAGGCUGUCCAGGUAUUAUCACUCUGUGGAGCUGAGCAGAAGAGCAGCUCUUGAGGCCGAUGUAGUACGCUACUGCCUGAGCCGCAAGAAAGAUCAGUGUUCCUUUGUGGAGUACAAAGACUUUAAAUUGGUUUACCGCCAGUAUGCUGCUCUGUAUAUCGUGGUGGGCAUCACAGACAGUGAGAAUGAGCUGUCCAUCUACGAGCUGGUUCAUAACUUUGUGGAGGUCUUGGAUAAAUACUUCAGCCGGGUGAGUGAACUGGAUAUAAUGUUCAAUCUGGAUCGAGUUCAUAUCAUCCUGGAUGAGAUGAUCCAGAACGGACACAUUGUGGAAACAAACAAGAGCCGCAUCCUCGCACCCCUCACCACUAUUGACAAGAUGGUGGACAGCUAACAAAAAGAAAGGAAGUCACGGACUGUUCUUCAGGCUGAGGACUGGCCUGCAGCUUACAGUCUGAAUUUAGAAUCUGCUUAAAGGUACUGAUGUUAAAAUAAUAAAAAGAACUCAGUGCCCACAUGUACUCUGGUCAGUAUAUUAAUACACAUCUGUACAGUGUAUCCAGAUGUUCGAUCUGCACAGCUGAGAGAAGGAAGCCUCCCUCUGAAGUUGGCCAGUUUGAAUUUAUUCAGGAAGAAAACCGGUUGUGUGAAUUUAGCGGGGAAUGAAUUACAUUUUAUUUUUUUAUUUUUAAUUUGCCUUUCGGGGUAUUGGCAGACCACAGGAAUUGUUUGUAACAAACCAAAACGUAAAGACAUUUGGUGGUAUUAUGUCUAAUAUGUAAUAAAACAAUAAAAAAAAAA